CGAUGUCGCUGGCAUCGUUGAGUAGUUGAACAAGUAACUCGGGUAGAACGUCGCUUGUUCGAUAAUAAUAUGAAAAAUUAUAUCGAUAUUUAAAGAAUUUUAGUCGUUAAAAUGUAAAUAGACCAUUUAGAAAAAAGUGCGCGUCCAUCAACUGAAUUUUGAAGACAGUUUCGAAGAAUCGGCUUCGUUCUGGGAAUGGUAUUUAGAAAUUUACCUUUAUGAACUUACUUGGCACUGGAACGUAUAUUGUGAAUUCCAAGUAUUAUGGUGCAUCACAGGACGAUAUAAGGAAACAUUUCUUGCGACGGGGCUGAUGUCAAAACGCGCCAUGGUGUCGUACGAACGGUACAGACUUUUUUACUUCAGGAGGACUUUGAUAUUGUUUUUGGCUGUGGGCAGUGUCGUCUCGAAAGAUAAUGGCGUCCAGGUGUGCGGCAACGGUUUGACAACCCCAGGAUAUACCGUGCCGUCUGGAGAUAUCACUUUGGAGUACGGCGAAGAUUUGGAUAUCACUUGCAUUUUGCGCGAAGAUAAUGGCACGAACCCCAGUUCGAACAUGACCAUUUCUUGCGGCUCCCGCCUCCUUCCUGUGGAGGUAGUGGAUUCCAAAAGUAUCAGACUUCAUAUAGAAAAGCACCAUAAAGUAUCAUCGGAGCAUUACGUUUGUAUGUAUGGCGAUAAACUUGUCUGCCAAAAUGUGGUCUCCGUUGGAACGAAACCUCAAAAGGUCACGGAUUUCACGUGCAUCAGUUUAAACUAUCAAAAUUUAACUUGUACCUGGACAGCACCUGAGAAUUACGUCAGGACACAUUACAACUUAUCGUUCACUUUUCCACAACGUUCGUCAAGGUUUAUUCAACAUUGUCCAAAUUUAACUUACCAAGAAAAGGACGGCAAAGUUGUAUACAAGUGUUUUUGGAGCUUAGAUACUAGACCACAAUAUAGAAGCGCCCACGACUUGUUCGACUUCCAUUUGGGCAUGAAUAAUACUUUCGGUUCCGUAGUUAAUAACUUUAAGUUUCAUCACUACAAAUACGUCAUUCCGAAUGCUCCGGUGAACCUAACGGCCAAAGUAACGUCGCCUCAUUCGGUAAAACUUAGUUGGAGAUUGCCGGUUCACAUGGGAAGCUUCCCACCUGGUGUAUUCCAUCGCAUCAUGUACUUAAUCAAUGGCGAAGGUAGCGCCGAAUGGCAUUUGGCGGAUAUAAUAACGAACAAGACUAAAAACAAAAGUAUCGAAUACGAGCUUAAAGGCCUCAAAUACGCGCACACCCUGUACGACAUACGCGUAUCAAUGAAAUCUGCCGUUGCCGACGAUGACGAAUAUUUAUGGUCCGGAUUUUCUUCCGUCACCAUACUCACACAUAGCAAAUUGCCCGAUCGACCACCCAGGACCAACAUGGGAAGUUUCGAAGUGAUGAACUCCGCCAAUAGGACCGUUUACAUCUAUUGGCAGAAAAUCGGUGUGCGUGAGGAAAACGGUGAAAAUUUCUCGUACUUCGUGAACAUAUCCGAAGACGGUAGCAUAAAGCCGACGUCUUUGCACAAGAAUUACGCUCGUUUCGAUAAUCUUCGAGACAUUAACUAUACGUUCAACGUGUACUCGAAGAAUCAAGUGGGUUUUUCGCUGGAUUCGUCCAAAGUUUUCGUUCCGUCUUCUCUCUACGCGAUCAAAGAGCCGUCCAAUUUAGUCAAAGUUGAUCGUGGAAAGGGACAAUAUUAUUUGGCAUGGGAACCGAUCAAUUUCCAGCAGAUUUCCAACUAUACGCUGUUUUGGUGCACCGAUUCUCGCGACAGGCCAUAUCAGUGUGACGGCAAUUUAAAUUGGAUCACACUAGCAAGGAACUUCUCAAAUCACGUACUAAAUGUACCCGACGAUCCCAAAAAUUCAUAUCAAUUCGCUAUAUCGGCCAACUCGUUCGACGCUAGUAGCGGAAUGCUGUGGGCGGAAUGUACAAUAAUCCAGGGUAGAAGUAUCGGCAAAAUGAGGCAUGUAUAUAUUAAAAGCUCCCAACCAACGUCAAUUACUGUUGCCUGGAAUUUGGAAUGCGCUAAUAAAAUGGGCGCCGUUACUGGUUACGUUAUCCAGUACUGCCAACAUGGUUCGGAUCCAACUUCGUCUGAGUGCAAAAACAAUGAAAUGAUGCACAAAAACAUAAGCGGCAGCUCCAAAACUGAGGAAGCUACCAUAGACGGACUAAAACCAUAUACGAGUUAUAAGAUCCAAGUAAAGGUGUUGUUAAACCACAACGAAAGUCAAUAUAGCGACCCCAUAUUUAAUCACACUUCGGAAAUGGCGCCCAGCGAACCGCAGAACCUUAGAACCGAGUUCGUUACAAAUUCAUCUGUGAAGCUUUCUUGGCAAAAACCGAAAUACGAAAACGGUUAUAUUCGUAGUUAUACAUUGAAAAUUAAAAGCGAGUUCGGUGAAAGGGCGGUGGAAAUAAUCGCGGUGACUAAUAAAACGAUUUACGAAGACACAUUUACCGAUUUGUUAAGCUACACGAAAUAUAAUAUCAGCGUUCAAGCGUGUACUAAAGAUUGUUCGAAACCCGCCAAUAUAUCGGUCGUGACCAAAAUGUCCGCUCCCGUAGCGAUCGGGCCGGCGGGUUCUGACUGGCAAAACUCAUCGCUCGUUAUCCACUGGGAAAAACCGAAAAAUCCCGGCGGAAAACUCGAUUAUUACGAAGUUAAAUUGGGUUCGUCGCGCGACCUCGGAAGCGUGUACCCUCAAAACGUUACAGAACCGCGGUAUAUAAUGCAGAACUGCGACGAAACGAAAAGGUACGACAUUUUUUACAUGUCGGUGAGGGCGAUCAAUAUUAACGACGAGACAGGUGAGCCUUUGAAGGGGCCUUGGAGCGAAACAAAAGAGUAUCGCUGCGCACCGCCCAAAUCGCCAACGGGAAUUUACAUUGGAAUUUUCAUCUGCGUCAUCUUCUUCUUCGGUGGCGUCGCGUACGCAUCCAAAAAAGGUUGGGAGAAAUGGAAGGACAUGAAAGCUUUGCAACCGAAAUUUCCCGACGGGAUCGAGGCGGUGAUAAACAGCGAAUUAGAAAAAGAGAAACACUUGGAUGAUGACGAUCACAGCUUGCCGGCGGACGAGCUGCCAAUGCUGAAGAAGUUCCCGAGUCAGUCGAGAACUUUAAGCGGAGAUUCGAGCGGUUUGAGCUCGGGCAACGAGAGUGUAGCCUCAUCCCUCCAUUCCGCGGAGAAUUUUUCCACAUCAGAUUCGGGUACUGAGCAUCCUAGGUCGCCAUCUUUAAGUGGCAGCGAGCAUAACAGGGAUAUAUCUUUGAGGCAAAGGACUUCAGUUAACAAACCUUUCAAGAAAUCUGAUUACACCCAAAUGUCGGACUUGAAUGCCUCAGUUAAGCAGCCGACUCCCGGUUACAGCGUUAUUGGACUAGAUCCGAUGGCGAAACAACCGGAAACAGAAGCCGGAUAUAUAUCCUUGGAUAUUCAACAGGGCAAAAUGCCCUGCGUGCCAUUCACUCAGUCCUUAGAUAGAGCUGCGGAGACCACGACGUCCGGUUACGUCUCUUACCCCUUCCAAGGACCGACGUCGAAGGCUACCGAUUACGUAAUGGCGGGUAUUCCGAACAAGGAACCGAUGCUGAUGCCGAACUUCCUUCAACCGAGAGACGAGAGGUCUACGUACGUGAAAGCGGCGCCGGCAGAGGCUCCGAAAAAUAUUCCUUUCGUAUGGCAGCAGCCCCCUCAGGAGACGUCGGCAUUUCCGAAAACAGGUUACGUAUGCGUAGGCGAUAGUACGCCGCCCAAAAACGAGCCAAGCAUUAACCUCGGUGGGAAAGGUUACGUACCUCAUAACAAAUUCGAACCCAAACCGUUUAAGGAAGACUAAGUUUUUAUCAAAAAAAAAAAACUGGUACUCAGUUUAUACGUUUUUUUUUUAAUCAAAAUGUUUAUUUUUAUUAAGUAUUUAUGUAAGUGUGUAGUUUUUUUUCUACCAGUUCGCUUUCAGUGACCACUUUCGACAUAAUUUUCUUCAAACGAUUUCGAGAGAGACAGAGAGAGAAUUUCCGCUCUACGUUUUCUAACAGUCGCUUUCAGUGUGUCCAAAAUUGAUAUUACGUACCGAUCGCCCGCAAUUUAAUUUUACAAGAACUUGCCGUUUACGAAAGCACUGCUGACUGAAUCAAUUGCCCUGAAGUGUCGAGAAAAUUAGGUUUUUAACGAUUAUUUAGGAUUACGCGUAGUCCGUUACGGACUAAUUCGCUUCAUAUCGUAUUCAAGAAGUGUGCCCGAUUUUAUUAAUUAUACUUGCCGUAAUUGUGAAUUUGCUGCGGUAGUGAGAAAUUCAAUAAAUAUCGUAUGGUACAGUUGCGUAUCAGUCACACAAGGUACCUAUUUUUAUCUAUGUACAAAUCCCCAAAAUUUUUUAUUUUUAAAGAUAAUCGAUUGAUUUUUAUUGUUUUAAAAGGCACAAAAAGUAAAUUCUUUUAUAUGACUAAUUUUGUAUAGGUAUCAUCGUUUUUAAUAUUUAAAAUUGGACAUCAAAUUUUAAAAAAAUUUAAAAAAUUAUAUUUUUAAAAUUGGGGUUACAAAAAUAAUCGCAGUAGGAUGUAGAUCUGCGUUUUGUGGAGCACAAAUAGCAACUUGUGUUGCGCUUCAAAACAAAACAAAAAUGUCAAUCUUUAUCGGAUAAAAAUAGACACCUUGUAUAUGGUGUUGUUUUCCAUAUACGCGACCACAACCCGUCAACCCAUUCAAUUUAUUGAAUGGAAUCGCCUGAUGGUAAACCCCUAACUUUUUUCUUGCAUCGAGUGGCUAUGAGUUUUUAAUAACAUUAAUCUGGGGUUAGUAGUUUGGAGUCUGUGAUAUAAAAGGGUUAAACAAAUUUGUUGGGUUUUUCACUGUCGGAGUAUUUGUCUUAAUGUAAUUAUUUUACGUCAUUAAAUAUAAAACAGCAAUCGUCAUUAUUAUAUUUCUUUGUAAAUAUCAUUUUAAACACCUAAGCUAAGAAUUUUUUAAUUUGUAAAUAUUUAUUGUUUUAUUGUUCUAAAUUAUUUAGUUUAGUAAAGUAACGAAGCAGAAUGGUUUCAAGCAAUGGCGUGUAGACGUUAUUUCAUACAUGUCAGAAAAUUUGAAAGACGAAAGUACCGUUACCAAAUUUCCGCGAUUCAUAUUUGGACAACUGAAGCUCAUACUUUAAAAUUUGGUGAAAUGUGCCAUCGAAACAGGAAACGUGUUGCGGUCGAGCUGACAUACGAAAUAAAUAAUUUGCGGAUUUGCACCUACAUUGUUAUAGUAUAUAUUAUUGAAAAAAAAAAACUAUUCGAUAUUUGAAUAUUUCAAAUUUCAUUGAUGUGCGUUUAGAAGCGUUUAUAUCUCCGAAACACCCGAAAUUUUCGUAUAAAUCGUGCCUGUGAUAAAUUUUAUUUUAACAAGAUCUGAUGUUGGUGUUAAAUCUGCAACACAUUAUCUUAAAUUUUAUUAUAUAUAAUUUUUUAGAAAUUAUCUUCAAAUGAAUUGUGCAUUAUUUAGCUUUAAGUACAAUUUUAUUAAAUUUUAUGAAGUA
Molecule: messenger RNA, 5542 nt
Organism: Cylas formicarius (sweet potato weevil)
Lineage: Eukaryota; Metazoa; Arthropoda; Insecta; Coleoptera; Brentidae
Gene: dome
Product: cytokine receptor
Exons: 13
Coding region: 314-3865 (1183 amino acids)
Molecular function (GO): protein binding
Source: RefSeq, a predicted model, not a curated record